AUGGAGUGGCAUGACAAGUCCUGCACGCGGCUCGACCUCGCGUCGUUUGGCGACGGCACCAGUUGCCUGAGUUGUGGGUCAUUUGGCCCCGCGUUGGAUCCUGUGCGGCCACCGAUCAAGCAGCUCUCCGAGAUCAGAAUCCUGUGCAUACUACCCGGGCGCUUCCAAGAACCUGUAGAAUGUGAAAUCACAACCGAGAGCCUGUCCUCGCACCCCGAGUACGAUGCCAUAUCCUACACUUGGGCCGACGAGUCCGGGAAUGCCAGCGCGUCACAGACAAUUCUCGUUUCGGGUACUCCGUUCCAAGUGACGCGCAACUGUGAGAUGGCCCUGAAACGAGUCCGCAUGCAGUUCUCUACACGUCGAGUGUGGAUUGACGCAGUUUGUAUCGACCAGGAGAACGUCGACGAGCGUGGCCACCAGGUUGGGCUUAUGCCGCGGAUCUACUCCAGGGCCAAGAACGUUCUGAGCUAUAUUGGCGAAGCAACCCCAGAGAGCCGAGCUAUUACACAAGCCCUCCUUCGUGGUCAGCCAGCUUCACACGGGGUUUGGUACGACAUUGUUUCACGGAGGUACUUCACACGACUUUGGAUCCUCCAAGAAGUUGCUUUGGCCCGGAAGGCUGUGCUGGUUUGCGGAGAAGACUCUGUUCCGUGGGAGGUGGUUCGCAAAGAGACAAGCCAUCUGCGGCGAAGCCCAAUACUUCCCCCAGUCUUUUUCUUCGACUACAAGAUCUAUUCCAGCCCAGGCCAGCUGUUAGAUCUUCUUGUACUUGCGCAGUCAUGCAGCGCCACGGACCCUCGUGACAAGGUAUUCGCGCUUCUGGGACUACUACCAUCGGGUCGGAUAGGAGAUCUUGAGGCAAACUACAAUCUGACGGUUCGACAGAUUUAUAUCCAAGUUGCCCUGCACCUUGCAGAAGCAGUAGGGUGGCCACGCGUUCUAGUGCAUGCUGGAGCUGACAGACAAGGCGAGACAGUGGCAUUGCCUACGUGGGUUCCGGAUUGGAAUUGGAGCAAAGACCGACCAAGGGACAGGCUUCAAGAAACGGAAAUCCCCAAUGCCGGUUGGGAGACUGUGAUGUACAAUGAGAUCAAUAACAGCAUCAGCUUGAAGAUUAUUCAUAUACAAGGCCUCCGUGCCCCGUGGCGCGCAUGGGAGCCAAGCUUAGCCACGCUCGGGACGCACUAUCUCUGCUUUCCUCGGAAGAGAAAAAUCACAGAGGUGGUUUUGCAGCUUUACGACAGCUUCUGUGAGCGGCAAGAUCAGCGCUGUUUGUGGAAUGGCGCACUUCUUCCCUUCGGCUACUUCGUGACGCAAGGCAUGGGUCUCGAAAUGCACGAAGUGAAACAGGGACAGCACUCGCUUCACGGUUUUUAUAAUUACGACAUCAAUUGGGUAUCGCAGUUUUCAUGCCUUUCCAUUACAGCUGCUGCACAGGUAUUCACCAUGGUAACCAACAAUAUAGAACAGUUGGAUAUUCUCGUGAACGCAAUCGAGGCACACCUAGUUGAGGAGGACCUGGAAACCGCAAUGCGUAACGACGAGGUGGAGUUUGACAGAGAUGCUUACGUGCCAUAUAUCAAAUUGCUUACGGAAACCCUUCCACCAGUUGGUGAGGAGUUGGAAGGCCUCUGGAUGAGGAAAUUCCACUCAGGAGAACUUGGAAGGUUUGAGAACAGGAUGAAUGGGGUAGUUGACGUCGACAGCGACAGUGAUCAUACUCCUGAGCCCUUGAUCCAAAAUGUCAGUGAUGCGCUGUGGCGAUUGCUAGUGCGCUGUUUCACCAUGAGGGAGACAACUAUAGAGAUUAUCUGA
Messenger RNA from Neoarthrinium moseri, 1818 nucleotides. RefSeq lists its product as uncharacterized. NCBI's taxonomy places the organism in Eukaryota, Fungi, Ascomycota, Sordariomycetes, Amphisphaeriales, Apiosporaceae. Bases 1 to 1818 code for a protein of 605 amino acids. The record is from RefSeq and is a predicted model, not a curated record. The transcript has a single exon.